Molecule: messenger RNA, 1773 nt
Organism: Aspergillus mulundensis
Lineage: Eukaryota; Fungi; Ascomycota; Eurotiomycetes; Eurotiales; Aspergillaceae
Exons: 3
Coding region: 1-1773 (590 amino acids)
Source: RefSeq, a predicted model, not a curated record
AUGACAUCCCGAGAAGAUAGCGUCUUGGCCGCAAGGGACCCGUCCGUCUCCGACGAGAACGACUGGGAAGAAUUCAGCUUGUCCGAGGUCAGAAUUCUGGUCCCUGGCAAGUCGCGUUAUGCCAAUCUCCUCACGGCCACCCCAGAGAACCCGGUCCAGGUGACGGGCUGUCUGGAAGAGGUCGAGGAGGAGCAGGAAUCUCUAGUUCUUGACUCGGAUUACCUCACAAAGCGCAUUGUCCUCGAAGAUGUGAGUCACUUUGCAUAUGGCCAGCAUAACGAUGGCGAAGUCGGAAUCUGGGUUGCCGGCCGGGCUGGCUGGUUCUCUAUCUCCCCCGCAAAGGGAUACCGGCCGAUGUUCAACGAGGUCGUUGAGGCGAUUGAUUUGUUGUAUUUUCUGACUGAUCGACAUAAGCCGAAGAGAAGCAGCAGGAGGAGGAAGAGCUGGGCCUCUCCGAGCCUGGAGUACCUUUGUGAUGAGUAUGUGCUUCACACGCAUGGGAUUUGUGAAGACGGCGAUGAUUCGUUGGAGGUUUUCUACAAACAUCACAAUUUCUUGAUGUCGCGCAUGAUCAAAGGUGAGGAAGAGGUUAACUGGGCGGAGUCAAGUAUUUUUGCGCAUCUUUGUGAGAAGUUCCAGGAGGAUUAUGAGGAGUUACGCGCUCAGAAGGAAUCAAAAGAGGCUGAAACAGAAGAAGAAGACAAUGCCGAGGACGAACCUGAGGAUGACGAUGUAGAAAUGGAGGAGGUUAGGGCUCCUACACCGGAUCCGACAGCCGUCUCAAAAUCGCAGGCAGACGCCAUUUACCAGGUGAUUCUUGAUCUCAAGGAGGAGGGACACCUUGCCAAGCGACAAUUAAACCUCGAGCUUGUGACAUCGACUUUGAUGACGCGCUUCGAGAUUGACAAACUGGAGUAUGCGCAAGGUCUCCUAUCGAAAACCGCUGCUGCCAUCCUUGAAUCUAUGAACGAGGCAAAGACAAACACCUUCGACUGGUCCAAGAAGGUCAUCUAUAGAGAGCUGAAAUCUGCUUCGAGGAAGAAUAAGAAGACUUUGGCAGAAGUAACAUUCACUCCGUUACGGCCGCGCAUAACUGAGGAUGAUAGCUCCUCUGACGAAGAGAGUGAGCAUGAGCAACAGCCAAGGCAACGGAGACCUCGUCAUAGAAAGUCUGUACUGCGACCAAAAAGUCAAAUCGCAACCAAGAGAACCGGGAAGCGGACUAGAAGCGCAGCAGCGAAUGACGACCUUUCUGACGAUAACCAAGAUGCUAUGGACGAGUUCGAGACUCCAAGCAAAGUCCGCGGUCAUGAUCUCGUUAGGGAUCCCUUGUCAACGACCCGGGCAAAACGCCGUACUCGAUCUAUCCUAUCAGACCCUGAGUCAACUCCUUUCAUUGAGCGAACACCACUUCAGGAAACACUUCAAAGCCGAAACACUUCAGUCUCUGCUGUUGAACAUGUGCCCGACACAGGAUCUUCCCAUGAUCCCAACCUCCCAGUCGAUACGUGGAAAUGCAAAGUACCUGGUUGCGACAAGAUCAUCACUAAAUGCUCGUCGAAACGCGGCAAGGAGCAAAUUCAAGAUCAUUCUCUCGCGCAUGCAGAUGAUACAAAGGCAAAACUCGACCUAGUCGAAGCGGAGAAAAGGCUUAACGUCAACUUUCACGUUGAUAACUUGCUCAACCGCAUUCGGGGUAUGGGAGCUUUGGACGGCGCUCUGGCAGCACUAAAUGGCGAAACCAAUGGCACACAUGACGAGAUUGGUACCUAA